Molecule: messenger RNA, 1608 nt
Organism: Colossoma macropomum (tambaqui)
Lineage: Eukaryota; Metazoa; Chordata; Actinopteri; Characiformes; Serrasalmidae
Gene: ube2g1b
Product: ubiquitin-conjugating enzyme E2G 1b (UBC7 homolog, yeast)
Exons: 6
Coding region: 115-624 (169 amino acids)
Biological process (GO): proteasome-mediated ubiquitin-dependent protein catabolic process; protein polyubiquitination
Molecular function (GO): ubiquitin conjugating enzyme activity
Source: RefSeq, a predicted model, not a curated record
UUCCAGCCAGCGGAAAGGCUAAGAGAGUAGCACGGAGAUUAACUGUUCUGAGCCGUUACAUCUGAUCCUUUUGAGUUUUUAGAGAUUAUUAUCUGCUGUAAUUGGCUAAAUAACAUGACAGAGCAGUCAUCACUUCUUCUUAGAAAACAACUAGCGGAGCUCAACAAAAACCCCGUUGAGGGCUUUUCUGCCGGUCUGAUUGAUGAUGAUGACAUCUAUCAGUGGGAAGUCGUCGUUAUAGGGCCAGCUGACACGCUUUUUGAGGGUGGAUUUUUUAAAGCAAACCUCACCUUUCCUCAUGAUUACCCUCUUCGACCCCCAAAGAUGAAAUUUAUUACUGAAAUUUGGCACCCCAAUGUUGCAAAGAAUGGAGAUGUGUGCAUCUCCAUCUUACACGAACCAGGAGAGGACAGGUUUGGUUAUGAGAAACCUGAAGAGCGCUGGCUGCCGAUCCACACUGUUGAGACAAUCAUGAUCAGCGUCAUUUCCAUGCUGGCUGACCCAAACAGCGACUCACCUGCCAACGUGGAUGCAGCUAAAGAGUGGAGAGAGGAUCCCAAUGGUGAAUUCAAGAGGAAGGUUGCCCGCUGCGUGAGGAAGAGUCAGGAGAUGGCAUUUGACUAAAGCCUCCCUUCAGUGCAACUCACUUAAGUGACACCCGGGUUAAACUACAGGGGAUGUGCAUCUGCCACUACGCAAUCAACUGUUGCACCAGUUUUCCGCUAAUAUGGAGAUGGAAGCAAAAACCCAGCCAUUUUGAACAGGAUUUUCCUCUGAAUGUGUGAGAAUAGAAUUAUGUUAUGAAAAUGUCUGUUUUCCUCACCCUGUUUGUGUAUGAGAGAGAGAGAGAGCGAGAGAGAGAGAAUUAUUUAUUGUCUGGAUUAUGUUGAAUUAUAAUGCAUGUCAUUUGGUUUUGACUUGCUUUUUUUUCCUUUUCCUUUUUCUUUUUUUUAAACCUGCCUCUGAGCCAUCAACCUUGAACCGAGUCUCUUAUGCAAUUCUGGAGUUUUCUGUUCGUUUGUGGUGACAGAGGUUGACAGUAAAAUGCUGAUCCCCCUGACCCACCCACCUACCAACCCACCCACCUACCAACCCAUCCAGCAUAAUUAUAGAGAACCCUACUCCCUGGGAAAAACGUACCACAAAUGUCUCUCACCAAGGAGUCAAUGUGCUCUCUGCUGCCUUAAUUUGUUUUCCUAUAUGGAAGGAAAUUGAAUUCAGUGAUGUCAGGAUGUUUAUUCUGUUUUUGAGCAAGAAUCCUCAUUUUUUGGACAAACCAAAAAGUUAGAUAUUUGCAUGAGACAGAGAAUAUUUUUUUGUAUCAGAUGUAAGCUCAAAAACAGUAUUUUUUUGUGUAUGUAAAUAUGAUGUACCAUAGCCGUGUCAGUCAAACCAUGUGUUCUGUGUCGGUUUCCCCUUGUGAAUUUCAUGUGGUUGAGCGUCAAGGCUAUAGGCAGUCCAUUCUACUCCUGGACUAAAGCAUACUCCUCACUCAGGCUAGCCCUAGCCUUCUGUAGCUUACUUGUUUAUCGCCCCUUUAAAUUUUUGCCCUUCUUCCCCCAAGUUGUCUCAUUUUAUUGCUCAUUAAAACAGUGUUUGUGUGACGUA